AGUACAGUAUAUUUAUGUUUCUAUUUCAUUGCAGAUUGUUUAAGAUAUACAAUGGCGGCAAAAAUGAUAUUUUUUGUAGUUGCAGCUGCUAUUGCUUAUGCAUUAUCUUUAAUCUUUGCGUAUCUCAACACAGCUAAAGUCAAAGGUUUAUACUAUAGCGACAAUGGCGAGGUCGAUGCGAAAUAUUACCAAGAAGCAUCUCCGAUCGGAACUGCAUUUGGGAUCGUCUGGCCAAUCAUCUAUUUGUGGAAUUUAGCAGGAAUUAUCUACAUGCUUGUGUCGCUAUGGUUACCGGAAAUCAAAAGUCCAUUAAAGACGAAUCCCCCCAUUUUGAACAAUGUUUUCUUUGCCGGUUAUAUCAUGUCGUUUUCCACAACUAUUGGAUGGCUGUUUGCAUUUGAUCGCGAAAUACUGGGCUUGGCAUUAGCACUGCUGAUUUUGGCAGUUGCUUCGGUUUACAUUGCCAUCGGCUCAUGUUGCAAAGCUCUCGCGCAUAAUGGCGCUUCCUUGACGCGGCUUCCUGAUCAAAAGAAAUCUGUAGAAUGGACCGUGAGAAUUGUGAUACAAAAUGGCCUUUCAACAUUUGCGACCUGGUUGACUGUGGCGACAUUAUUGAACUUGGCUGAUGUUAUUUUAUACCAGGACAGUUUUGGCAUCACACCUGCAGUACAACGUGGACUUAUCAGCAUUCAAAACGGCUCCACGGUGGUUUUGAUUAUUCUGCUUGCUAUAAUUAUCGCUUGGUUCAUCCUCGACAACUUUAUAUGGGACAAGUUCACUAGAUUCAUAUUCACCCCUUACGCUGUCUUAAUCUUGGCCCUGUCGGGAAUCAUUGCCAAGUUGCGUCCAGUCACCCAAUCUAACCCCCAAAACCUCAUCAUAGCCUCAGUAGAACUCGGGAUCGUCGUGAUAGCAUUACUUGCGAAAAUAUCCCUCGUCACUUACCGUUGCGUUACUCGUGGAACUGCUGUCUAAAUUGUAUUUGUAAUUCAGUUUAUUGACUUUGGAAAAAAAAUGAUGACCUAUACAUCUGUGACGUCACAAAAAUGAUGACAUAUACAUCUAUGACGUCACGUUCUGUUGUGUUGUUUCUAUUAUAAUUUCGUGUUUUUGAUUUCGUUCUUCACUAGUUAAAUUUACAAUACAAAAGGUUUAUGUAAAUAAAUAUUAAUGUUUGAUAUUAC
This is a messenger RNA of Ciona intestinalis (vase tunicate), 1184 nucleotides long. The record is from RefSeq and is a predicted model, not a curated record. Lineage: Eukaryota; Metazoa; Chordata; Ascidiacea; Phlebobranchia; Cionidae.